CAGCCCGUCGGGAGCCCCAGGGCGGGGCGGCGCCGGGCCGCGGCCCCUCGAUGGAAAGCCGCGGGGUUCGCUCCGCCCGCGGGGUCCGGCCCUGGGGAAGGAAGUUGGUAACGGGCCGCGGACAUGCGGCGCGGCGGGGAGGGGGAGGAGGAGGAGGACGGGGAGGAGGACGGCGGCCCCGAGAGCGCGCUGCAGAAGAGCCCCUUCCAGCUGACGGCUGAGGAUGUCUACGACAUCUCCUCCGCGGUGGGCCGGGACCUCCUGCAGCUCAGCGCCGGCACCGAGGCGCCCGCCGCCGCCGCACGGCUGCAGUUCAGCAUCGUGCGGGUGCUGGAGAUGCUGGAGGCGCUGGUGAGCGAAAGCAGCCUGAACGAGGAGCAGCUGAGGAUGGAGCGGGACAGCCUGCGGGACGAGCUGGAGGCGCUGCGGGGGCGCGGGGCGGCGGGGAGCGGCCAGCAGCCCAACUUGGGACCAGAUAAAAUGGUGAUAGACCUCACAGAUCCAAAUCGGCCUCGGUUCACAUUACAGGAGCUGCGAGAAGUGUUGCAGGAACGUAACCAGUUGAAAGCUCAACUUCUCGUGGUGCAAGAGGAGCUGCAGUGCUACAAAAGUGGGAUCAUCUCACAGAGAAAGGAUGAGACUAAAGAACUGGAGAAGGGACCCCACGGCAGCAGAAAGGACAGCAGUGAGAAGACAAUCGUCAAACGGCUGUUCUCUUUUAAACACGGAAAAUGAACAUUCUUGAAAACUUGCCACUUCUGUUCAGAAAUGGCCCCAGCAAAAGCAUCUGAAGGAGCAAGGAGUCAAGAACUGGAGAACAAAGCAUCACUCUUAGUGGUAGAGAAUAAGCAGUCUCAGAACAAUUGUUGUACAAUAUUCUUUCAGAAUAGGCUUUACUUUGCUUUUUUAGCAACCUUUUAACAUAUGUACACUUUUUGCAUUGUUGGAUUCCUUUCAGAUGUUACUUGUGGAAAAAAAAUAAAUGUUUAUAUAUAAAGGUUUUGUUUGUUCUUAUUAAGAGAACCUAUGAUGCAAGUGUACUCCUGUACACUGACCUUGUGUACAUACUGGAGUAAUCAGCUCAAAGUGAUUUUAUAAGAUUAAGAUGUGUUAUUUUUUUUAAAGAUAUGUGACUUCCACGUGCCGUCACAGCUGGGAAAGAAUUCCAGCUGACCCCUCACUGAUAUGACAUGAAAAGUAAUUCCCCAUCUUAUUAUUAACCAAGUGCUUGAAAAAAGCCCCCACAGUGCUUGUGCUCUUUCUUUGCAUUAACUGGGCAUUCA
Molecule: messenger RNA, 1283 nt
Organism: Tympanuchus pallidicinctus (lesser prairie-chicken)
Lineage: Eukaryota; Metazoa; Chordata; Aves; Galliformes; Phasianidae
Gene: RILPL2
Product: Rab interacting lysosomal protein like 2
Exons: 4
Coding region: 124-735 (203 amino acids)
Biological process (GO): cilium assembly
Cellular component (GO): ciliary basal body; cytoplasm
Molecular function (GO): protein dimerization activity
Source: RefSeq, a predicted model, not a curated record